AUGGCUUCCAGGACCAGACCUCCGCUUGCUGAAUUUGAAUGGGCGCCAAAUGGACUCAAUAAGUUCACAAUUGCUCUCCGGGAAAAUGGACAAUUCAUGCCACUGGCACCUAACACUGAGAUGUUUACUUCACUGGCAGUAGCCGUGAAUAUUGGCAUAGAAAUGUUGGAAACGGCGUCUGGUAGACACACUCUCCUGAAAUUGGGUCGUCGAAUUGUUGAAGCCAGAGCAUCUAACAAACCUCCAAUCCCAUUCUACGGAGACAUCACAAUGAUGGAUACCUAUGUUGACCACUUCCUUGACCGAGUUCGGUCAGACCUCCCCAGAUUUAUCGUGGAGGAUAGACCGUCCUUGGACCAGUUGGCUGACACCAGCAAAGGUCACUGGGAGGGUGAUUUCAGUAGCUUCAAACCCAAGCAAGCUGGUUCGAUCACUUUCAACUUGGCACGAGUGAAAUCCAUGGUUCGAUCCCACGGGAAGUAUGAGGCGUUGAGAUCCGGGUCAUCUGCUCAAUGGCGCCCCUACCUAGACAGAUGGCAAGGGUUCUUAUUCAUGUUUGCCUGUGCCACUGCCCAUGAGUUGGCCCAUUUGUUUGUCUGCUACCUGAGUCUGGGAAAGGAUGUCCAUACUCCCCGGCGUGUUGUCCACUUGGACUACCAUCAAGCUGUUAUGGUGCAGGGGCAGAGGGUCAUUGUCGGAGAGAGUGGCCGCUGGCUGGAAGCAGCAUUAUAUGGAGGUUCCCUGGAGUAUUUUCGAGAUGUGAAGCAGGGCCCCGAUCAGACCGGAAUCGCGUACAUCUUGGACGCAAACGUUGUUGCGUAUGAGAUACCACUAACCACCAUCAAGUGCUUCGUUGAGAACCCACGCCGCUAUGUUUUCCCAUUGGAAGUAUCACGACCCGGAUUGACGGAAGACCAGGUCAAGCGAUCGGGUCUGCGAAGCAUGGGAAGCACCGGAUCUGCAAGGCAAUUGCCAGCUGCAUCGAAUACCAUGUCUGCAGGUAUGAGAGGAAUGAGGUCAUUUGAGACAUACUCUAUUGGAAUUGAACGUCUGCGGCAACGCACGAGCAAUCCAUCUUUGACGCUGGCUAUCAAAGUGUGCUGA
Molecule: messenger RNA, 1104 nt
Organism: Pochonia chlamydosporia 170
Lineage: Eukaryota; Fungi; Ascomycota; Sordariomycetes; Hypocreales; Clavicipitaceae
Exons: 5
Coding region: 1-1104 (367 amino acids)
Source: RefSeq, a predicted model, not a curated record